AUGGCGCAGGGACUAUGUCGUGUAGUGAUCGGUGUUCAGUUGGUGAUCGUGGGUUUCCAGCUCCCAGCCAAGUACCAGCUACAUCGCUGGAAGGAGAUGCUGCUGUGUCUGAUCCCCAACAUGACUCUCAUGUGGCUUUGUACCUCCGGCUGCAUUUUGCUGGCGAUUCCUAAUCUCAAUUUUCUCACUGCGCUGGUGAUAGGCUCCUGCGUCACCUGUACCGACCCCAUCCUCUCCCAGGCCAUUGCCAAAGGCCCUUUCGCCGACCGAUAUGUUGCCCGCGAUCUUCGCGAAAUUAUAUCCUCCGAGGCCGGUGCCAACGAUGGGUUUGGGUUUCCCUUUCUGAUGCUAGCGACCUAUCUGCUGCGGUAUACCCAAGGAAAUCCGGAUCAGGACCACACGGCCCAUGCUCAUGUCGCGCGCUCGGAAGAUGUAGGCCAUAUGCAUGGCGGGCUUGCGAAAGCGAUGGAGAUGUGGUUUGUCGAGACCUGGGCCUACUACAUCAUCCUUGGCGUGGUUUAUGGCGCCACCCUGGGCUAUGCCAGUAUGCGCCUACUGCGGUAUACCCUCCGAAAAAAGUGGAUAGACGGCGAGAGCUACGUGCUGUUCCCGGCUGCGUUAGGACUAUUCCUCCUUGGAACGUGUGGUUGUGUCGGAACGAACGAUCUCCUCGCCUGUUAUUUUGCUGGUGGUGCGCUGAAUUGGGACGGUGGCUAUCUGGCAGAAACCGAAGCCCGCCAUGACGAAGUCAAUUCAUGUAUCGACGUUCUCCUCAACUUUGGUGGAUUCAUGUAUAUUGGAGCCGUCAUUCCAUGGGAUGACUUCCACCAGCCAGACACCACAGGAAUCACAUAUCCCCGGCUGAUUCUUCUUGGCUUCAUCGUCCUCCUCUUUCGACGCAUUCCCAGCACGCUCGCUUUGUACAGGUUUAUGCCCAAGGUCUGCAAGAACUGGAAGGAGGCUUUGUUUAUGGGCUACUUUGGACCGAUAGGAAUUGGUGCUGUCUUCUACGCCGAACACACCUCCCAUCUAUUCCCUCCGGUAGGCGAGGGUAGUGCCAUGGAGGCUCGCUUAAUGGGCGCCCUCAAACCAACAAUAUAUUGGCUCGUGUUAUUCUCGAUCUUCGUUCAUGGCCUGUCCAUUCCCCUUCUGAGCAUUGCGUACAAACUCCUCAAUGUCCCGCCAGAGGUCGACCCCCUGGGACCAGCCGAAGUCCGCCCCCUAUCCUUUAACCAGACUCUUCCGCCCAACAGCUUACUACACGCCAAGCGCCGCUCAAUCCUCGUUUAUAACCGCUUCUCGCGGAGUAAAUUCCCCUCCAAUAUUGGAUGGGAUCUGCCACAGUUUCGGAGCAAUAACAGCUCGCGCGCGACAGGCCAUGUUCCGCUGGUUGAAGAGUUCCCGCUCCAGAGCGUCCAUGACAGACAGGCCAGAGUCAACUAGUGUUGUCUGAUUCUGUUUGUCUGAUGUUCUCUUUUCUUUUUAUUCGUGAUGAACCUCGCUUCUCUGCUUUGACUUAAUAGCGCCCUGAAAUCUCUAUCUGUGUUAGAUCAGCUGGUUUUUUUUCCGUGACUCGCACCAGCCCACCAUGGUCUGGCCUGGCAAGUCGGCCUAUCCCGCCCUAACGCCGGUUGAGCCGCCCCCGUUUCUCAUUUCCUUUCCUGAGAGCGUUUAUAGACAAUCAAAUAGAAUAUUGUACGAUCA
Molecule: messenger RNA, 1704 nt
Organism: Aspergillus nidulans FGSC A4
Lineage: Eukaryota; Fungi; Ascomycota; Eurotiomycetes; Eurotiales; Aspergillaceae
Exons: 6
Coding region: 1-1443 (480 amino acids)
Biological process (GO): proton export across plasma membrane; sodium ion export across plasma membrane; monoatomic cation transport
Cellular component (GO): plasma membrane; membrane
Molecular function (GO): antiporter activity; sodium:proton antiporter activity
Source: RefSeq, a predicted model, not a curated record